Platichthys flesus (European flounder) is the source of this 2081-nucleotide messenger RNA. RefSeq names its product properdin-like. The record is from RefSeq and is a predicted model, not a curated record. The coding region runs from base 57 to 1790 and encodes 577 amino acids. NCBI's taxonomy places the organism in Eukaryota, Metazoa, Chordata, Actinopteri, Pleuronectiformes, Pleuronectidae. The transcript is spliced from 11 exons.
CACACAGUGUCAGCAGAGUUGAGGUCAGUGGAGGAGUCUGUUUCUUCGGCAGCAGGAUGAAGAUUCUCCAGUUUCUGGUUCUGCUACUGGGUUCUCUGCAGACCUCAGAGUGUGUGCAGUGUUUUGCACAUUUUUCUCUGACCUCAGGUCAGUGCGCUCAGGAGCUCGGUGAAAUGGACGAGGACGACUGCUGUCAGAACCCUCAGUACGGCUACCUGGCAACAGGUGGAUUGUGUCAGUCUUGUGGUCCUCCUGUGUGGUCUCCCUGGUCGCCAUGGUCACAGUGUACUGUGCUCUGUGGGGACGGAGUGAGACAGAGACGGAGGACAUGUUUUGGCGUCGGCCAAUCAGAGUGUGACAAUGCUGCGGACAAACUGCAGACGGAACCAUGCAGUGGCACCUGCUGCGACGCAAAGGGGUGGGGCUUGUGGGGCACCUGGUCACCCUGCUCGGUCACCUGUGGAGGGGGCGGAGUCAGGAAAAGGGUGAGACUCUGCUCCAGUUCUUCUGAGUGUCGCUCAGCCUGUAUUGGUUCUUCAGAGGAGACAGACACCUGUCCAGCACAUGAGACUUGUCCAGUCCACGGAGGUUGGUCAGACUGGUCCAGUUGGUCUGAAUGUUCUAGUUUGUGUAUCGAUGACCAGCGCGAUGAUGUCAUUGUCCCCUCCAAAGUGCGAUAUCGGUCGUGCUCUAGCCCCGCCCCCUCCAGUGACACGGCAUCCCCUGGCAAUGGUUGCCCUGGCGACAACUCGCAGACGGAGUUCUGCAGCGAGCUUCCGAACUGUCCCGUGGAUGGGAGCUGGGGGGCGUGGUCUCCGCCUGGUCCGUGUUCCAGCUCCUGUGGGGAGGGGCUUCAGCUGUCAACCAGGACCUGUGAUAGCCCCGCCCCAAUAUAUGGUGGUAAAUUUUGUGAUGGAACAAACGUUCAGACAAGGGUCUGUCAGAGUCCCUGUACAGUUGACGGGUUCUGGUCUGGUUGGUCCACCUGGGGUGAGUGCUCGUCUUCUUGUAUCCCACGAGGCCGAGUACCCGUCAGGACUCGAUACCGAUCCUGCUCGAACCCGGCCCCCUCAACCAGGCCACCCGGCAAAGCUUGCCAAGGCGACAAGCACCAGAAAGAGGACUGCAAUCACACACCUCACUGCCCAGUGGACGGGGGAUGGGGGUCUUGGUCUCCCUUCACUUCAUGUCCUGUCACAUGUGGGGUGGGGCUUCAGCUGUCAGACAGGACAUGUGACAGCCCUGCUGCUCAACAUGGCGGCCUGCCGUGUCCUGGAGAGAGACGUCGAACCAGCAUCUGUACAACCAAUGUCCACUGUCCAGUGGACGGUGUGUGGUCAGAGUGGUCACCGUGGAGCCAAUGUAAAUUUCCGUUUGGUGAGCGGGACAUCCGCUGCAAGCAGCUGGGCGGGAGUCAAACCCGUGAGCGCCUGUGUCUCCACCGAGCUCAUAACGGGUCCAUCUGCAGCGGAGACACUUUGACUGACAGGCGGGUCUGCUAUGAUGUCAGCAAAUGUUACAUGAAGGGCAGCUGGGAAGGUUGGGAGCCGUGGAGUCUGUGUACUCCGUCCUGUGGAGAGCCGUCCAGACGCUUCAGGAGGAGAUUCUGUAAACCUGAUUUCAGCGGCUACAGUCCGACCAUCGGCCGUCAGAGGGAGCAGGCCACGUUCUUUGGGACACCGCGUGCCGACUGUGCCUGGGUGCCGGAAGACGGUCCAAAGUCCGAGAUCCAGCCCUGUGUCAACGUCCCCCCCUGCCCCCCCCCACGUAUGACAUCCUCGCCACCAUAAACCUGUAAUCCCGCUGAUCCCUUUGUUCAUGUUAACUCGUUAUUUGAUGAUGUAACUAGAAUCCCCUCCUGUGGUUGUUUAACUCACAUACCAAACCUACAAAGAUAUGAUUACAUAGUGGGUCAUAUCUUCUAUGUUAUCCAGAAAACAAUGUUCAAAUAGGUCAGGUGAAAAAGCAGCACUGUGUGUCAUGAUAAUCUUUAGGAAGUAUUCAUUUGUAUCUACGCAAUCUGCUUUAAUGUGUGUAUCAUAAAAACACAAUAGAUUUCAUAAAGACACAGAUAAAUAUCA